Molecule: messenger RNA, 1339 nt
Organism: Odontomachus brunneus
Lineage: Eukaryota; Metazoa; Arthropoda; Insecta; Hymenoptera; Formicidae
Product: odorant receptor 22c-like
Exons: 5
Coding region: 1-1200 (399 amino acids)
Biological process (GO): sensory perception of smell; detection of chemical stimulus involved in sensory perception of smell
Cellular component (GO): plasma membrane
Molecular function (GO): odorant binding; olfactory receptor activity
Source: RefSeq, a predicted model, not a curated record
AUGGACUUCAGAAGCGCGAAUUCUUUGAACAGUCGAGUGAAUCUGCUGUCGGGCAAUCUGCUGCCGAUAGCGGGCGGUGAUUCGACAUUUUCGCUGAUCUGGCACGUAUACAGCAUCAUCGUUUGGAUAAUUGAACUGGUUCACACGAUCGCGCUGAUCUUUGGGUUAGUUCUGGCGCCGCCAGAGAAAGCCCUGAAAGACGGCACCGUGUGCGUCGUGGUCACCCUGGAGGUCUCCUUCAUGCUCACCCGACUUUAUACGAGCCGGAAGAUAUUAGAGCGAGUCGUCGUCAAGAUGAACGACAUCCUGAGCGACGCGGACGAGACGAUGAAGUACAUCGUCAAGUCAACUUUGAGUCCGAUAACGAAGACCUUUACGUUGUACGGCCUGAUAGCCGGAUCGACCAUCAUCAUAUGGACCAUACAGCCGGUGACGUUUGCCUUUGACAAGGACGCCUUCUUCUACGUGGAUUACAAUUUGCCGUGCGCAUUCAGCACUGAGCCGUUCUCGCGCGGCAUGCUGGUCGUGUCCUCUGUCUUCAUGACGAUCGGCAGCCUGUUGCUGUUCCUGAAGAAAUACAGUGUGGACGUGUACAUGAUGCAUCUGGUGCUGAUGUUGACCGCGCAGUAUCGAUACACGGCGGAGAGACUGAUGUUGUUGUUUCGAGAUCUUCACGAGGAUAGUCGCGUGGACGACUGGCGCGACAAGACGCUUCGUCGUGGGACGGAUCGGCGGAUGGAAAGGGAGUUGAGAACGUUAUGUCGGCACCACAACAUGGUUUUACGCAUAUCGUUUAUGUUGAGAAAACUGCUAUCUGUGAACUUCAGUUUGCUUUACAUGAACAGCGUCUUUCGCUUCUGUUGUAUAGGUAUUCUUAUGAGUACAAUACCAUCGCUAACUUUAACGGAAGGGAUGUCCAUCAUAUUGUUCUCACUCGGUUCGGUAAUGCAAUUCUUUCUGUUAUGUUCCUCUGUGCAAACGUUGUCGGACGCGAGUACGGAAAUAACGGAUAAAGCAUUUGACGAAAGCUGGUAUCAGUGUGGUCCGUCGAUGAAAGUUACAUUCUUGUUGCUGAUAAUGGCCAACAAUCUGGACUGUAAAAUCGCGGCGAUUGAGAAGUUCAAUCUGUCUCUGCCCUCCUUUAUGACGAUCAUGAAUCAAUCAUACUCAAUCGCACUUUUAUUUCUAAGAGCAAAUUGAGUGCAACAAGGGACACGUCUCGAGUAUGGAAAAUAUAGGAUUUCUGGACCAUCUCAGUUAAUUAUUACAUAUAAUUGGUAAUCGUAUGUCGUGUAUGUAUCUAAUGACAGGUGAUUACAAGGGGUAAAGGGAGUUAAGA